Cynara cardunculus var. scolymus (artichoke) is the source of this 1215-nucleotide messenger RNA. RefSeq names its product peroxidase 12-like. Gene Ontology annotation, biological process: response to oxidative stress; hydrogen peroxide catabolic process. The record is from RefSeq and is a predicted model, not a curated record. The transcript has 3 exons. Bases 35 to 1096 code for a protein of 353 amino acids. Gene Ontology annotation, molecular function: heme binding; peroxidase activity. NCBI's taxonomy places the organism in Eukaryota, Viridiplantae, Streptophyta, Magnoliopsida, Asterales, Asteraceae.
AGCCCUUAUAAAGUACUCUCACUGAUAUAUUGCUAUGGCCAUGGCUUCCUUGAAAGCUUCAUCCGUAGCCACGCUUCUGCUAUUUGCUGUACUCAUAUCGUUGAGAGGUUUAGAAGCUCAAACGCCGCCUGUGGCGCCGGGCCUGUCUUAUACAUUCUACCAGACCACCUGUCCGCAGCUACAAACCAUCAUACGACAACAGCUUCAAACCGUUUUCAACUCCGAUAUUGGCCAAGCUGCCGGUUUACUUCGACUUCACUUCCAUGAUUGCUUCGUUCAAGGUUGUGACGGCUCGGUCUUGCUCGAUGGUUCCGCUAGUGGACCGAGUGAGAAAAGCGCAAUACCAAACUUGACUUUGCGAGCCCAAGCAUUUGUUAUCAUCGAAAAUCUUCGCACGCUCGUGCAUAAUGCUUGCAAUCGAACCGUCUCUUGUGCUGAUAUUACUGCUCUUGCUGCACGUGACGCAGUUGUCUUGUCUGGUGGACCGAACUACAACAUACCCUUAGGAAGACGUGACGGGCUUAACUUUGCCACAACAAACGUAACGCUAGCCAACCUUCCUCCACCCUUCGCCAACACGACAACUCUAUUGAAUUCCCUUGCAUUGAAAGGGUUCAACCCCACUGACGUCGUGGCGCUCUCUGGCGGCCACACCAUCGGGAUAGCCCAUUGCACCUCUUUUGAAUCCCGCCUCUUCCCAUCGCGAGACCCAACUAUGGACCAAACCUUUUUCAACAAUCUAAGAACUACAUGUCCUGCGUUAAAUACGACCAAUACCACCUUCAUGGACAUUCGGUCUCCAAAUGUGUUUGACAAUAGGUACUACGUCGAUCUCAUGAACCGCCAAGGGCUUUUCACCUCCGACCAAGACCUAUAUACAGAUAGCAGAACUCGGGGUAUCGUCACGAACUUUGCUAUCAAUCAAACGUUGUUUUUCCAAAACUUUGUGAAUGCAAUGAUUAAGAUGAGCCAAUUGAGCGUAUUGACGGGCACACAAGGAGAAAUCCGUGCAAAUUGUUCGCGUAGGAACGGAAAUGACUUGUUCAUAUUACCGGGCAUGGAGAAGAAUGACGACGAGAAGGUGGCAUCGUAUUAGGGGAGAUCUUGUGUUUGUGUCGAAAUAAUAUGUAAGAUUUGCUAAAACAUGUUUUGAAGUGAUUAAUGUGUCAAUGUAUUAUGUUUAAUUAUGAAUAUAUGGUUUGUUGUGUUCCAAAA